This is a messenger RNA of Coffea eugenioides, 507 nucleotides long. RefSeq names its product auxin-responsive protein SAUR21-like. Gene Ontology annotation, biological process: response to auxin. Bases 86 to 352 code for a protein of 88 amino acids. The transcript has a single exon. The record is from RefSeq and is a predicted model, not a curated record. Lineage: Eukaryota; Viridiplantae; Streptophyta; Magnoliopsida; Gentianales; Rubiaceae.
CUGAUUUAAGCUUUUUCUACUUUGUCCCGUAAGUCUUCCUACCUUUUUUUCGUUCAACCUAUACAACAAACCAUUCAGCAGAGUAAUGGCCAUCCGCCUGCCUCGUAUUAUUCAAGCUAAGCAAAUCCUAAGACGGUCUUCAAAGGAUGUUUUGAAGGGCUACAUUGCGGUGUAUGUUGGAGAAAGUGAAAAGAAACGAUUUGUGGUUCCCAUUUCUUACCUGAAUCAGCCUGCAUUCCAAGAAUUGUUGAGUCAAGCUGAGGAAGAAUUUGGCUUUGAUCAUCCAAUGGGGGGUUUGACAAUCCCUUGCAGAGAAGACAAGUUCAUUGAUGUGACCUCUUGCUUGAGUUAAAACAUGACUUAGGAGCACUGGUAUGCAAAAUUAGAGAAUAGUAGUAGUUGAUAGCAAGGCACAAUUUUUGUAACGUAGAAAACAGAUUAAUGUUGUACAGUAUUUUCUUCCAUCAAACAGGAGGAUUAUGAAUAAUAGCACCUUCUUAUUCUGCA